Molecule: messenger RNA, 504 nt
Organism: Mesorhabditis belari
Lineage: Eukaryota; Metazoa; Nematoda; Chromadorea; Rhabditida; Rhabditidae
Source: the annotation of a GenBank genome assembly
AUGGAACAUCGACCUGCACUCGUCGGCUUCAUUUGUCUUCUCGUCAUUGGACUUUCUUCGGCUCACAUCCUACCUUCAAACCAUGCCGAUGGGACACCCGACUUGAAGUAUUCGGCAGUCAAGAAUUCGACCUUGAACGAGAAAUUGAACAACGACGAAUACCAGACUCCGAUCGAAUCGCCCGAAAGCGUCGAUGUUAAACUUGCGGUGCCCCACAAACAGGAGAUCAACCGACCGGAUAUUCGACUACUUGCAAGACUUGCCGUUGCCAUGGUUCAGGAACAACUCUAUCAAGGCACGCCUUACGAGAAAGAAGGAAUUUUCCAGAAUCGCAAUCCAAAUCACGUCGAUAUGCCAUUUCCGAAAAUGAAGGAAUUGAAUGAAGUGAUCAAACAGCGUAAACAAGCUGUCGACCACCAAAACAAAAACGUCGGAAAGCUGAAGCCAGAACAGGAAGGACCACCUCAAGUACCAUCUGGAGUACUCAGCCCCGACGCCUUCUUC